UGUCUCCGUCGUCGUCCAUGUCUUCGACGGACUCCGCACCCCGAUCCGAACCAACAUCCGACGAGCAGCCAGACUUGGGCGCAUUCACUACGGUUCUACGUGAAUGGACGCACCUACAACCACCCCCGAGAAUCCCCGUUCAAAUACGAUCUGCAACGAGCUCAACAACACCGACAUUCCAGCCGGAAAGUAUCCUUGGCCACUCAAGCGACUUUCCGGCACCCAGCGCCCGCAGCGAUCGACGGCUGAGCGGAGUCAGCACCAUGUCCUCGUUUACCCGUCCCCCGAGCAGCAGUAUCCGUCCAGACGGUUCGACAGUGUGGGCGCAAGCACCGAUCGCUUCGUAUUUGUUCAGCCAGACACCAAGCAACGACAUUGAGGAGGAAGGAGGGUACACACCUUAUUCGGCCGUAUCGUCAGCCCUCACCGUCGAGAUCGCCUCCGAGCGGGACUUUCCUUCGUUUGACGAGGAGUCCAGCCACUUGGACUUUUCUCCGCCAAGUGCAGUUGCAGUUGAGCUGGCCAGCGAUACCCUGCGGAUCGACUCGAGGGUGACUGGGCAUGACGACGACGAGAACGAGGUGGAGAUUGUGUCGACGAAGGACGAGUCAUCACACACCUCAAGAGAUAUCCGAGUGCGCACGCUGACAGCUUCAACGAGUCAGGACGACAUGACAAGCAUUCAGCUGCAGUCUCAACCCCGACCUAUCACCACCACAGCAACAUCGUCGUCGUCCUCACUACCCCUUCUGACUGUAUCUUCAGGGGCAGGAGUCGGCCAACUUCAAUCGCAAGCUCGACCUACCACAGGCUCUUCGUCUUCCUCACUUCCCGUGCCUACUGGUUUGUCGCCUCCUGUGCCCUCAACAUCUUCACAUUCUCAACCGUCUUCAACAACGGACCCCCAGCCAAACCUGAUCCCCAGAAGUCGAAAUCCAAUACCACCCCGCACAAUGUCAGACUCGUCGUACACCACCUCGGGUUCAGCCGCGUCCUCCAACCUCUCGUUACUCUCUUACCAAAUUCCCGAAACGCCUCCCGAAGAGUCAGAGCACGAGCGAUCAACAACGUCUUCGUUGCGUCCCCAGGUCGCCUCUAGCGCCUCAUUGGUUACGCAGCGGGUUCCACCUUCGUCUUCUACUUCCACUUCAACCUAUGCAACACAGGGUCAGCGCCCCUUCCAUACCUCAACUGCCUCCAUUUCGUCAACAGGCUCUCCUCUUCCUAAUCCUCACUCUCCACUGCCAACACCCUCCGAGGUCGUUGCUGUUGAGCCACAUCGUCCUUCAUUAGGGAUGGGCCUUGAACACAUAGUGAGAGAUCUCAGCGGUGUCAUCAACGACAUGGGCACCCCAGACCAGCCCCCUUCCGAAACAUUGCUUUUUGACCCGCCUAGAACCAGGAGGAACGAGUUCGAGCCUAUCGAUGAUGAAGAGGACGAGGACGUUCCAACGGCGACAGGGAGGGCGCAUGGCUUUGGUUUUGGGUACACAGAUCGUUCUUUAGACCAAGGCUCGGGUUAUAUUUCUGGCUAUGGUCACCAUGGCGGGUCAGGACGGAAUCCGCGUGCCUAUGAACCCCAACACGAGGAUUCCGACGAAGAAGAUCACCCCUCCCGGCACCCUUACUCUCACAACCAAACACCUCACCACGCCUUCUCUCACACGCCCAGGGGUGUACCUCCACCUGCAGAACCACAAACUUUUAAACUUAUUCCUACUACUACGUCCAGUUUUGCUUCUCAGUCGACGGGCCAGGCCCUCCAACAGCCUUACGGAGCUUCUAGUCAAACCUUUUCUUCCUCGCAACCUCAGCAUCCCCUAAUCUCGAAUCUUAUAUAUCAGCAGCAGCAACAACAACAACAACAAUCUCAAGUACCUGUACAACCACAAUCUCUGCCUGUACCACCUCAAAGCCAACCUCGAGCAUCAGCUCAAACAUAUGUUGUAUCACAACUUCAAUCAUCUUCAACCUCAAACCUAACUUCUGCCAUCACAUCGACGUUCGCAGACAAGACAGCAACCAGCACACAACCCUCCACACAUAGCAUCACAUCUUACCCGUCACCUUACACAGCAUCCUCUAACCUUCCAAUCAUCCUGGAAAGUAGCCACGGGCAUGGCUAUCCGCGCUCUUUAGCAGGACUACAUUCAUUGCCCACCAACCUCAUCUCGCCCCGGUCGGAUACAUUCUCUUCUACCUCUGGUUCAGGUACAGCGACAGCGGCCGGAACGGGGGCCAGGACGAGCCUCGUUUCCAACUUCAAGGAUUACCCGUACGUCGAGCCUGACUCCAAGACCGGCACCCGAUCUCGUGCAGCCACCAUCGAGGAUGUCGAGAACGAGCUCCCUGAAAUGCGUUUUGGCGCACACCUUUCAGAAGUCGCGGAAGAGCCUCAUGAAUUGCCGUCGUUAGGGUACUUGGACGAGGCACUGAGCUUCAUUGCGGCGGAACGAGCGAGGUGGACGGCUGCAAGGGAGUCAUCGAGUGGCCAGGGCGGUCCUGGAGGAUCAAACGGGGAAGGUGGUGAAGACGGAGAGGCGGAUGGUGAUGUGGGACAGAUGGAUGAGGAUUGGCGACAUAAUCUCGGUUUUGAACAGGAACAUCCGAAACGGAAACGACGGCGCAAGCGUCCGCCGAGGUCCCAUGGACCAACGUCUAUCUCAAUUGUUGGGGCGCUCGAAACCUCCGCGCCGCCGCCGAGUGGCGAUGUCCCGACGACAGUCGACAGCACACAGCAACUGGCGACACCGCACAGCUCGCCUAAGAAGAAGAAACGGACCAAGACAGGCACUAUAGCGUCCUCUGCAUCUGCAUCCGUGCAUUCGCUGCACCUCGAUUCCAAGGAUGGUGCGAAGACUCCGGGUAGAGGCAGAAGUAAGGGCAAGGAGAAGGAGUUCCUCAUUGCUCCUACAGCUGCCGGUAGUUCUGUCACAGGGGGAGUCGAGAAGGAGAGGUCGCCCGUCACGAUUUUGAAGAGGCCUGUUGGGUCUCUUCUUACCAACCCAGUGCUGAGCGACGAUGACGGAGAUUCGGAUGAUGUGGGUGAUGGUGGAAGGACGCCUACGAAUCGUCUCGUAGGAACCUUGCCCCUGGCUGAUGGAAUGACGGAUGGUUCGAGUGCGUCGCCGAUCAACCUAACUGGGAAGAAGGGCAAGAGAGUGGGAAGGAAGGAACGAGAGAGGGAGAAGAUACGUUUCGACGCGGCGAAGAUGCUCGCAGCUACUAGGAGCAUCAACGAGACUGAAGGGGUAUUUGGUGAGGAUACGGAGUUCGGGGUGCAGUACAUUGAUGAUGAUGAUGAUGAUGACGAGGAUGAGGAAGACGAUGAUGACGACGAGGACGAUAGUUUCCAACAACCGGAAGAUGACGAAAACGACAGCAUUUCGAACAUGUCCCUGCUGAAACCCCCUCGGAAGAGACGGGAGCGUAGCCGGCGACGGAAGGCGUCGAAGGAUACAUCACAUAUUCACAGUUUGGCUGGCAUCACUGGCGCUGCAUACAAAAGUACACCAGCGACGCCGAGGGCAUCCACUUUUGCUGAUAACGUCAACGAGACCGAGGAGAGUCCAAGUGUGGAGGCAGGGCAGGAGGCCCAGUUACCUCCAGCGAACGUACAGGAAGGGGACGUAUUUGCAUCGAAGCCCAACGAGGCCACUGGGAGCGAGAAGGAGAGAAGGAAACGGAGUCGGCCGAAACGCUCCAAAUCGUUGGUACACGCGAAAUCAGAACCCCAGUUGAAACUCGAUGCGGAGACUGGUCCGACUGAAGUCGCAGCUGCAGAUGAAGUCUCUUUACACGGUUCCACCAAGUGGAAGAAAUUGAAGAAGAAACCUGACAGCGGAGAAGGCGAGGACAUCCUAGAGAUGGAUAGAAGUCAACUGCAACAGUAUCUCUCUGCCUCGUACAAUUCCCAGUCCGGGCUGCUCACAAAUCUUCGACAAACACAGAACACCCAGAGCCAGUUCCCUCCGGAAAGCAGACGCGGGCGGUUGCUCUCGCUUGGUCGUCAGCUAAAGCAGUUAUUUCCGGAGCAGCGUGAAGAGCUUGGGAGGGUUAUAUCACGGAUUGAGAGACAAGGCGCGACACAAGAGGGGCAAGGAACCAAAGCCAAAAAGGCCGUAGGCAGCGACGGCGUUGCGUCAGGCAGCCACGAAGCUCCUGUGGCCCCGAAAUCGACGCCAGUGUCUAUAUCCGGAGUGAAAAGGAAGAGAUCGAGGAGGAGCCAUGCGAGAACUGCGAGUGAAGGCGCCAAUAUAGAUGGGUUUGAGUUGGACGAUGAUGGGCCUGGAGAUGGGCAUAGUGGUCUGAACCUCGAUGCCAAUGAGGAGGAUGAGGAAAUCGACCCUCGUGGUCGGCCUCCGAAGAAAGGCGACGUACUUGUCCACGUUUUCAUUGACCAGUCAAAUAUCCUAAUCGGCCUUCUCUCGCAUAUCAAGCGAAACAUGUAUCGCAAAGGGCUCAAAGUGCUCAACCGUGGCAAGCCUCCUCCAGUCCUGCUGACUCGAGCAACGACAGCCAAUCCAGCAUCAGCCUUUGCAGCCGUCAAAUCCACUUCUACACGUCCUCUUCCAGUUCCUACUGGUAAUGGGAAGAGUCUGAACGAGUCUCCUUCAAAACGUUCACAGCCGGUGCCCGUGUUGCAACCUGGAAGCCAUCCAAUCCCCCUGCCCUCUUUCGCCACAGUAUCACGCUCCCUUCCCACUGGGUCGGUCUUGAGCAAAUACAUGGCUGGAAAGAACAAUGGGCAAUCAUCAGACCAGGAGAAGGAUGCAACUUCAGAUGGCUACGAGUACCCUGGGACGGACGAUGCUGAAGAAGACAAGGUUGGCGACGAUUCACUAUUCAUAGAAGCCUGGAAGGUCAAGAAGAAGAAGGCACCGAAACACCUUUGGCAUGCUGCGUUGGCUUUCAUCCUGGAGAGAGGCAGGCCGAUUACACGCCGUGUUGUGGUCACGUCAAGCCCUCUGUAUCAACCGAUGGAGAGCAUAGAGCGAUUAGGUUAUGAGCUGCGUGUCUUUAUCAGAGUUCCUGAUUAUGGCGAUGGUAUGGAUCGCGAACGACAUAAGGACAAAGGAGCUUUCAAGACUAACGGAGGUGCUAAGCCAACGAGCCCGGUCAACGCCGUCCCUUUCGCAGGGCAGAAGUCGGCCAAGGGUCAUACACGACGUAUCUCGGGCAGUACCAGCGCCGAGAGCGGCAGCGGACCAGGAUCAGGAAACGCCUCUGGCGGUACAAGUUUGCACCCCUACUCUGGAAUCACCAACAGUAUUACUCCACAAACCAAAGUGAAGUACCGAGAGCAGGGAGUCGAUGAGUUGCUGCAAUUGAAGCUUCAUCAAGCCUUAGCGGCUACCGACGAGGUGGUCGAAGGGUCCACCAUUGUCCUCGCCACUGGUGAUGGUAACAUGGGACAAUUUAACGAGGAUGGCUUCCUUGGCCCUGUUCGAACAGCUCUUCGUCGUGGAUGGAAGGUGGAGCUGUAUGCAUGGGAAGACGGCUUAAGCCGUGCAUGGAAGCGCGAAUUUGGCGAUGGCAGUGAAUGGGGUCGUAAAGACAUGUUCCGGGUCAUUGCCAUGGAGCAAUUUGCUACCUGGUUGGUUGAGUCGGUUGAUUGGGCUUAAA
Molecule: messenger RNA, 5625 nt
Organism: Cyclocybe aegerita
Lineage: Eukaryota; Fungi; Basidiomycota; Agaricomycetes; Agaricales; Hemipholiotaceae
Source: the annotation of a GenBank genome assembly